AACUCGAGAAUAGAGCCCCUGGUGGGAAUAUUAUCAACCUUCUUCCGUUUCCAGCUGUGAGCUUUCUCCUAGGUACUUUGCUUUGGUUGGACUUUUAAAUCGGAUCUUAUAGUAGUGAUUGUCGACACUUACUUACUAUCAAAAUGGGUAAACACUUUGGAAACCUCCAUUUCAUUCGCGGAAUCGUCUUCUUCAGACUCAGUGCUCACGAACAGAGAGCAUUUGCUGGAAUGAUAAAUCCAGGAAUUUCUAACACAAUUCGUCGAAUCCGUGAAAAUAUACUCCGAGUUCCACCUCCCUUCAUUAUCAGUUACUUGGUCUACGAUUGGGGUGAGAAGAAAUACGUUGAAGUAAAUCGCAAGAACCCCAAGGAUUUCGAGAAUGACGUUUAAACAGCAGGCAACUUGAAUAGUUACAAUAAUUAGAUCAAUUUACAUCUUUAUCUCUCGCCGUUUUGUUUUUCUGAUUUGAAAUAUGAAUAUUUUAUUUUAAAAACUUACCAACUCUAAUUAAAUCAUGAAUAGAUUUAAAAUUGAUACAAUUAUUGUUUUUCACUUGCGUUUUAGCAUCAUUUUUGAUAACGGGAUGAAUGACUUUGUUUGAAGGGUUUUUGAUUUCCUCAAUGAUUCAAUUGUAAAAUAAAAAGUACCUUCCCAGUAA
Molecule: messenger RNA, 660 nt
Organism: Belonocnema kinseyi
Lineage: Eukaryota; Metazoa; Arthropoda; Insecta; Hymenoptera; Cynipidae
Gene: UQCR-Q
Product: cytochrome b-c1 complex subunit 8
Exons: 3
Coding region: 144-392 (82 amino acids)
Biological process (GO): mitochondrial electron transport, ubiquinol to cytochrome c
Source: RefSeq, a predicted model, not a curated record